AUGGUUUCGAGCCAAUCGGGGAAGAGAGGAUCAUUUGCAUACGGCCGUUCCCAUAAGACGCGGCCGGGGGACCCCUCCGCUAAUUGGCGGGUCCGCCGGGCGCCUUCCCCGAGCGCGGCGUGGGCACUCGGCAAAGGAGACGCCGACGGGCAGCUGGUGGCUGAGCGCCGCCCUGGGUUGGGUCCCUGCCGGGCCCCGCGGAGCACCAUGGCCGGGCGAGCGCUGCUGGCCGCCCUGUGGCUCGGGAGCGCCUGCCCCGCCGCCCAGAGCCUCUCCGCCGCCACCCUCGCCGGCCCCAGAAGUACUGCAGGAAAAACAAAAGACUUCAGUGGGAUUGAGAGCAAAUUUUCUUUAAGGAAACCUGAACAGCCUUAUGAAGACACCUGCUUCUUAGUUCCUGGGCAAGAAAAUAGCGUGACACAAUGCAACUUCAACCAUACAAGUAAAACCUUUGUGGUGAUCCAUGGAUGGACGGUAACGGGCAUGUAUGAGAGCUGGGUUCCCAAGUUAGUGAAGGCACUGUAUAAGAGGGAGCCGGACUCUAAUGUCAUCGUUGUUGACUGGCUAGAUCGAGCAAGCCAACAUUAUACAAUAUCAGCUAGUAACACAGAGCUGGUGGGGAAGGAUGUUGCCAAGUUUGUUGACUGGAUAGAGAAGCAGUUCGGCUACUCCCUGAACAAUGUCCACUUGCUGGGAUACAGCCUCGGUGCUCAUGUUGCUGGUAUUGCUGGAAAACUGACCAAUAAGAAGAUCAGCAGAAUUACUGGUUUAGAUCCUGCUGGACCUAACUUUGAAUACGCCAGUGAAACCAGGCGCCUUUCCCCAGAUGAUGCUGCCUUUGUAGAUGUCUUGCACACCUACACCAGGGGAUCCCCGGACCGCAGCAUUGGGAUACAGCAGCCUGUGGGGCACGUUGACAUCUACCCUAAUGGAGGUAGCUUCCAACCGGGUUGUAAUAUAGGAGACACAUUGCGGAUGAUUGCAGAAAAAGGAUUUCAGGGGCUUCAAGAGGCCGGUCAGCUGGUGAAAUGCUCUCACGAACGCUCCAUCCACCUCUUCAUCGAUUCCCUCUUGUAUGAAGAAAAGCCAAUCAUGGCAUACCGCUGCAAGUCCAAAGAAGCGUUUGAAAUGGGGCUCUGCUUGAGCUGCAGAAAGAACCGCUGCAACAAUUUGGGCUACAAAAUCAACAAAGUGAGAACCAAGAGGACCAUCAAAAUGUACCUGAAGACCCGAGCGAAGGCACCCUAUAAAGUCUUUCAUUACCAAGUUAAGAUUCAUUUUUUUGCUAAGGAAAACAUGACUAAGACCAACCAGCCCUUUCUUAUCUCUCUUUAUGGUACUGAGGAGGAAAGCAAGGACAUUCCAGUCACGAUGCCUGAGAUCUCCACAAACAAAACUUUUUCCUUUCUGAUAUAUACCGCGGUGGAUAUUGGAGACCUACUCAUUGUCAGGCUGAAAUGGGAAAAUCUUAAAGAUUGGUGGAAUACCCCUGAGAUUUUUAACCUUAAAGAAUGGUGGAAUACCCCUGAGUUUGCGGUCCAGAGGGUCAGAGUCAAGUCUGGAGAAACUCAGAAAAAGUUGGUCUUCUGCUCCCGAGAUGGAAUCUCUUAUCUGAGGAAAGGGCAAGGAGCGGCAGAAUUUGUGAGGUGCCUUGGGAAAAAUGCCACCAAAGAAAAUUCAUGGCCACAGGAAACACUGCAGAUGCUUAACCUAAAAGAAGCCCUAAAAUCCAGCAUCUCCGUCAUUUGA
This is a messenger RNA of Euleptes europaea (tarantolino), 1749 nucleotides long. RefSeq names its product lipoprotein lipase (gene LPL). The record is from RefSeq and is a predicted model, not a curated record. Gene Ontology annotation, molecular function: lipoprotein lipase activity; apolipoprotein binding. The coding region runs from base 1 to 1749 and encodes 582 amino acids. The transcript has 10 exons. Gene Ontology annotation, biological process: lipid metabolic process. Lineage: Eukaryota; Metazoa; Chordata; Lepidosauria; Squamata; Sphaerodactylidae.